UGACAUAGAUGGACGAGCGAAAGGGCCCGACUUGGCACUGCAUUGUUGGCCGUAACUUUGGCAGCUUUGUAACCCACGAGACCAAGCACUUCAUAUACUUCUAUCUCGGCCAUUGUGCUAUCCUGCUCUUCAAGACGCAGUAAUCUUGACGCGAGUAGUUCAUGGGAUAGAUGGAUUAUGGCACUUGCGAGUUGCGGUGGUCCCUUUGGAAGCGUAAGAGACGCUAUAUGUAUGGUCGUGGAGGGCGUGUGGUGUACAUUUUUGCGGCUUCAUGUUCAGAAUUUGAAUUAUUUAUUAUUGGAUGUCUUUUCUACAACCAGAGAUGAAGGAUCACUUUCGUCGUUGAGCGAAAAGAAAGAAGGCAAUUCACCCCUGUGCUUUGAUAUACGAUCCAUAAGUCCUUUGCUCAGGUGCAAUCCUACGCUAUUGACCUACCAGAGAAGUGAUUUGAGGGCGCAAAUGAAACAAUGUCCGGGGAAAGGAAAAAGAAGAGGGAAACAUGGUUUACCCAGUAGUAGCGGAAGCAGUUCCUCCCGUGAACGAGCCAUCCAGACGAAACAUUUCUUCAGCAACAGCAGCAGCCCCCAAACGCAUGUCUCAGACUACUCGCAUUGCAUGAGACUCGCACUUCACCUCAGACAGCCCCUCGCAAGCCUCUACACUCGAGGUGCUUUUUGGUUGCAAACACCCCUCAUUUCUGCCCUCACCGGCUUCUGUCUGCAUGGGAAGGAUUUUUGCAGACUCCGUCGUGUUUACCUUUCUCCCAUGUACGCCAAUAGGAUUGGCGAAUCUAAGAGGCCGCUGGAGAAGCCCUCUCUGAUGUGCGUGCCGCCUGAGUGGCGCAUCAGCACUGGCCGCUGACCUUGCCGAAGGGCAAGAAAAGACAGCAGCUGGGCUUGUUUCCAGAUGAGGUAGGUAGGUACAGGUACAGGUAGUAGCAGGUAAGUGACACAACCGAAGCCCAAAAACUCAACUCUAGCCCUGAACACUUGUGCCUUUUCCCGCCUUUUUUCUUGUAACUCCCAAAAUCAGAGGCAGAGGGUGCACAUCUCGCCGAUUCGUCGGUAUCAAAAGCAAUCUCGCCGUCUUUUUGCCCAUGUGUAAAUCCACCACUCCAGGGGUGGGACAGAGCUAUUUGCGAUAUAUAACUGUUAGCCAUGCGGUGAAAUGUCACUGCUAAUUAACAGGCAAAAAACAGAACCAGACCAUAGGUAGAAGAGCAGCGCGCACUAAGCGACCAGAGCCACCUGCAGCUAGC
This is a messenger RNA of Trichoderma asperellum CBS 433.97, 1258 nucleotides long. The record is from RefSeq and is a predicted model, not a curated record. NCBI's taxonomy places the organism in Eukaryota, Fungi, Ascomycota, Sordariomycetes, Hypocreales, Hypocreaceae.